Messenger RNA from Moneuplotes crassus, 1729 nucleotides. Lineage: Eukaryota; Ciliophora; Spirotrichea; Euplotida; Euplotidae. The record is from the annotation of a GenBank genome assembly.
UUCAAUAAUUAUUUCAGCUUACAUCGGUUAUAUUUGAAGGGUAGUUAGCCUUAAAGAGUCCAAGUUCUUGGGAGAUAUUGGAAAGGUUGAGGGAUACAAACCUUAUUAUUAUUGGCCAAUCGAACUGAGAUAUUUCCUCCAUUGCAUAUUGAUAGAGUCUGGAAAUUGCUCAUCCUUCAUUCCCAAACCUAUCUUGAUUUUUGCACGAUGCUUUGUGGGGCUGGAUAGACCGCAUUGAUCCAAGCAGCAAUGAGAUUGAGACGUCAAUGAAGUUAGCAGAAGGAGUCAAGUAUUUUGGCAAAUAUCUUAAGGGCUUGGACUUUGAUUUACACAAGGAAGGAGAGAUCGACUCUCCGCUGUUCUGAGCAAAAGAUCCUCUAAAAGGAUUCAAUCCUUGCGUAUACAAAUAUUGGAAAUACGAAGUUGCCAUAACCAAGCAAGGAAGGAACCAGAUCGGCAAUAUUGUUGAAAUUAUUGAUAAGCUUUAUGAUGAAACUACUGAGGAAGUUAUGUCAGAGAAAGGAUGUUUGAGGAUUGCAGAUCUUGUGCUCGAGUGUCUUGACAAAGAGCCACCACAAUCAACAGCUAUAAACGUGAGCUCAACAAAUCUAGAUGCAGAAUUCUUGCUGAGCAAACUUCUUGAACUAGAGUUCCCUACUUUUCUGCUGAAAGAUUUCUCAGCUUACUGGUCACUUUCUGAAGAAUUUACAACUGAAGUGUUCGUUUGAUAUCUUAAAUAUUUGGUUAUUGCUGCUCUAAAAGAAUGUAAAGUAGCUCCAAGCUUUUGGAUUGACCAGUUUUGGCACCAACACAUUACCCAUACUAAGCAUUACAGAGACACCUGAUUGCUUGUGAAAGAUAUAGUUGAGUCAGAGAUGCCACACUUAGAAAUCAAGCCGAAAAGCUUUGUUGCCCAUUUGCCUGGAGAUGGAAGUCCUGAACAAACAGAAAUAGUCAGAAAACUUGAGAAACAAACUGAAAUUUAUUAUCUGGAGUACUUCGGGGAUGAUGCAUCUAUGAAUCCUAUCAUUGGUUUUCAAUUAGACUAUGAUUUGCAAGUUGACCCAGUGAUGUCAAUCAAUAUCCUUGGGCUUGUGGUUUCAAGAUAUCUCAGGAUUGACCAAAAUCUUCCAUCAAAUGCACUCAAAGAAAGUAUGCAAGCUGUUAGGGAGAUGAAUAUAAACAAACUAGACAAGUUAAAACUUGAUAAAACACGCAAAAAGAAAUUGAAAGAGCUGGUUGCCUUUGAUAAUUCAACUGAAGAAGAGUUCAAAAGGAUCGAGCUCAGGCAUUGCAGCUAUAGACCUGCUAAAUUGACUGGAUUUAUCGAUAAGUUCAAGAAUAUAUUCACAAAAAGAAAGCCGCCUCCAAAAGCUCCAAGAACUUACUCGGGUUGGAGAACCAACUAUCCUAUAGAAGCUUUUGAUUGGUAUCCAAAAUUAGUUCUGAAGAACCAAAGUUACUCGUUCUUGAAUGAGCUUCCAGUGUUCAGUCCUAAAGGACUUAUCACUUUGGAUUUUAAUAAGAAAAAGGGAGAUGAGUCUCUUUCACUAAGAUCAUGGUGUCUUGAAGGAUUUGGAGUUGACUGCACCCUUCCUAAUUUUGCUGAUGCAAUCCAGUCUAGUCUAGAUUUAUACGAGUAUGGAAGCAUUGAGAAGGCACAUCUAUAUUUCAGAAAUACAGUUGAAGAUAUUUGGUUCAAAGACUAAAAGGUUUUCCAAUAAUAUCC